Myxocyprinus asiaticus (Chinese sucker) is the source of this 813-nucleotide messenger RNA. RefSeq names its product serine/threonine-protein kinase pim-2-like. Gene Ontology annotation, molecular function: ATP binding; protein serine/threonine kinase activity. The transcript is spliced from 3 exons. The coding region runs from base 116 to 493 and encodes 125 amino acids. Gene Ontology annotation, cellular component: cytoplasm. NCBI's taxonomy places the organism in Eukaryota, Metazoa, Chordata, Actinopteri, Cypriniformes, Catostomidae. The record is from RefSeq and is a predicted model, not a curated record. Gene Ontology annotation, biological process: protein autophosphorylation; negative regulation of apoptotic process; regulation of mitotic cell cycle.
AAACGCUGUUUAGACUGGGGGAUUUUCCUUCAAAACAUGAAGAUGGAGAACAUCCUUAUCAAAACUGACAUGCUGUAUCAAAUUGGCUCUGAGGAACUUGUGAAAAGUGAGGGCUAUGAAGGUGAAUACAGAGGACGAGUACACCCUGCCGAAUUCUACAUGGAGCACAAAUAUUGUGUGGGCCCAGCAAAGUACAGUUUGGACUCUCGGUAUUCUGUUGUACAAAAUGGUGAACGGACACCAUCCGUUUAUGACUGUAAAGGGCAUUAUGGAAGAUGAGCUGAGGUUUGACGGCAGUUUAUCCAGAGCAUGCUGCGACUUGAUAAGCCAAUGCCUGAUUCGAGAUCCAGCAAACAGAGCAACGCUGGAUGAGAUCCUGCAACAUAAAUGGGUUAAGCAGAAAUUAACAAAGAAGCAAACUCGGUGCAAAAGAAGGAGCAAACUUAGGGCAAAAAAAGAACAUUCAGUGCACAAAAAAGUGCCUCAAAAUUAGUGCAAGCUAAUGAACAAAAAUAGCAGAUUUUUGCACAAAAAAAAGGAGUUAACAUUGUGUGCCCAGUAAAACAUGCACAGUUAUCAUUGCUUGUAUGUUAUUUGUUUUAGAAGACUGUGCUUGUAUAUUGUUGUGACAUAGUUGAAGAUCAGAUCAAAUUUUAUAACCAAUUCAUACAGAAAUCCAGGUGAAGCCAAGGAUUUACUUUUGACUUAAGCUCAUGACCCAGUGUAGAACCUGUCUACAAAAAUUAAGUCAAAUUAGUUUUUACAGUUCUUCUUGAUCACUAAGACUUCACAAUCUGAAAACUAUGCACUAUG